This is a messenger RNA of Hypanus sabinus (Atlantic stingray), 5597 nucleotides long. RefSeq names its product lysophosphatidylcholine acyltransferase 1-like. Bases 89 to 1690 code for a protein of 533 amino acids. NCBI's taxonomy places the organism in Eukaryota, Metazoa, Chordata, Chondrichthyes, Myliobatiformes, Dasyatidae. Gene Ontology annotation, molecular function: calcium ion binding. The record is from RefSeq and is a predicted model, not a curated record. The transcript is spliced from 14 exons.
AGAGAGAGAGAGAGAGCACACAGGGAGGGAGGGGCUCCCGCAUCGCGUUUUCCUGCAACCAUCUCGGACCCGCGGCCUGUCGUUCGACAUGAGGAUGCCGAGGAGAGAGGGCUGCUCGGCGGCAGGAGGCGGCGGCGAGGGCUGCACUCGCCUGCCCCCGGUCAGGAAUCCUUUUGUGCACGAUAUCCGCCUGUCGGCGCCGCAGAAGGCGAAGAUAGCUGUUAUGACGGUAACACUAUUCCCAAUUCGUCUCCUGCUGGCUGCUUUCAUGAUGCUUCUAGCUUGGCCAUUUGCAUUCCUUGCUGUAUGGGGCCGUAUUGAAAAGGAACCCGACAAACCAAAUACUAUGUGGAAAAAGACAUUGGAUUUUCUACUGAAGGUGAUAAUGAGAGCUAUGUGGUUUGCGGGUGGCUUUCAUUGGAUGAGUAUAAAGGGACGCCGUGCAUUGCCAACAGAAGCACCAAUAAUGACAUUAGCACCACAUUCUUCAUAUUUUGAUGCGAUUCCAGUCACCAUGACCAUGGCUUCCAUUGUAAUGAAAGCUGAAAGCAAAGACAUCCCUAUAUGGGGAACUUUGAUAAAGUAUAUUCAGCCAGUCUUAGUGUCUCGAUCAGACCAGCAUUCGCGCCGAAAAACAGUGGAGGAGAUAAAGCAAAGAGCUCUAUCUAAUGGCAGAUGGCCUCAGGUAAUGAUAUUCCCGGAGGGUACAUGUACCAACAGAUCAUGUCUGAUCACCUUCAAGCCUGGGGCAUUUAUUCCUGGAGUUCCUGUGCAGCCUGUGAUCCUACGUUAUCCCAACAAAACGGAUACAAUCACUUGGACCUGGCAAGGACCUGGAGCGUUAAAAAUCCUAUGGCUCACCUUGUGCCAGCUACAUAAUAACGUGGAAAUGGAGUUUCUGCCAGUUUAUACACCCUCAGAGGAAGAAAGGAAAAAUCCGAUUUUAUAUGCAAAUAAUGUCAGAAAGGUAAUGGCAAAAGCUCUUGGUGUUCCUGUGACUGACUAUACAUUUGAAGACUGUCAGAUUGUAAUGUCCGAUAGCCAGUUGAAGCUUCCUCUGGAUACUUGUCUUCUAGAAUUUGCAAAGCUGGUCAGAAAACUCAAUUUAAAGCCGAGUCAAGUUGAAAAGGAACUGGAUGAACUUGCAGAAAGUGCCAAAAAAGAGAGAGGAAAACAUAUAACUCUGAAGAUAUUUGCUGAUUAUUUGAAGCUGCCAAUUAAUGAUGCAUUAACAGAUGUCUUUGCACUUUUUGACGAGAGUAAAGAUGGAACAAUUGAUUUCAGAGAGUAUGUGAUUGCCUUGUCUGUAGUAUCAAGACCAUCUAACACUCUUGAAACUAUUAAGCUGGCAUUUAAGAUGUAUGAGUCAGACGAACAAACUAUAGAUGAUAAAGAUCUGACCUGCAUUCUGAAGACUGCAUUGGGAGUACAUAAACUUGAUGUAUCAAGUUUAUUUGAAGCUAUUGAUGUUACUCAGAAGGGAAAGAUCAGUUACAUGGACUUCUCCAAGUUUUCAUGUUUGAAUCCUGAUUAUGCUGAGGAUUAUCUUUACCCAAACCAGAAGAUGGAUUUCAUAGACAGCAUGAAAAACAAAUUUGCCCCCACUAUUAAUGGAUUUUGCACUGACUUCUCGCCUGAGGACCAAGAAGGGGAGAAAGAAGAAAGUAUCUUAAAUAAAAAGCUUAACUAACUCUUUAGUGAUAGACCUUCUCCUGGUGAGAAGGUAGACCUAUUGGGGGACCCCUAUGUUACUUCUAUUAACUUGACUAAAUGUCUUUUUCCUAUAUGAGCCUACUGCCAUUUUUCUGUAUUUAUCAUCUCUCCAAUGUAAUAUUUGUUGAACUUGGAGAUGGUGAGUUUGAAAGAAAAUUUAACAUUAUCAGAAUCAUGAUUGUGAAGAUGCUUAGUAUUUGUACCUGUGUACUUGAAGGAAACCAAGCACUUAUUCAGUUCAAUUUCUACGUCUAUGGUAUGUGUUAUGGUGACUAUGCAUGUUUCUAACUUGUAGUUACAGUUGUGAUAGCUCAUUUUGGUUUUUUUAUUAUCCAUUUAUUGUCUAUUUUGUCUAUGCUUAAUUUUAUUACAAAUAGCUUUUGGGGGAAAAAUGUUUGCGGAGGUUGGGGUAAUGGUGUUUUCUAUCAGUGUUACAAUAUAACAAAUCUUUUUUGGUGUGGUGCAUUCCAUUCUGUAAUGUGCUAGCUUGGGAUAUUGUUAAAUAUUAAGUAUCAUCACUUUGUUCCCUGCUCUUGCGAUCAUAAUGAGAGGAAAAAUGUUCUACUGUGAUUGAAGUAAAAAGAACACAGAACUGUAAGGAAAUCUAUUCUUAUCCAGAUUAACAAUGGAAGAGUUUUCUGGAUACAAGUUUGGUACCCACAGGUUAAUUCCUUUACAGUUGCAUAGGAAUUUUAUUGAAGGUAUUGUUACAAAUUCUUUAAUAUGCCAGAAUGAUGGAAUAUACAUGAGGGAUAUUGUCCCUAAUAUUUAAUUUGUUUGACUGUUUUGAGCAGGGAAUCUUGUUGGUUUUGUUGAUCAGGUAACAAAGCAUGUUGUCUAAUGUGUGUAAAUAGCAGAAAAGAACAAGAAUAUGUGUUACAGUGGACCAAUAAGGACAUGGCCGUACAUUAUAAACUAGAUGUUAAUAUUCUGAAUGUAGACUUAAACAUUUGUACAUUGUAUGUGACAGUAGCCAAGGGGUAGGCAAAGAUAUUCCUCUGGUUCUAAAACACAAUGCAAUAAUCUGAUCAGAACCAUGGAUUCACAGCAUUUUAUAGUGCGCUCACGUAGUUUCUUGACUGCUUAUAAUCAAGGUAACUCUAUUCUUAAAAUUUACAUCUUGAGAAUAAAUGGAAGACAAUGAGAAAUUAUACAUCUGGUGACUUUAUCGCAAAGCAGUAUGAUUUCAAAGCUACCGAUUCAAAAUUGAAGUUUAAAAUAGACUGCCAACUUAAGGGCAUGAAAUGUGUAAUGAGGUGCUGAAAAUAUGCAUUCUGAUCAGUGCGGCUUCAUUCUGUAGAUGAAAGAUGCUGCCUUUUUUGAAAUUUAGACCAAAAACAACACUGGAAGAACUGAGCAGGUCUUUUCAGCAUCAGUGGAGGCAAUAAACAUUUUACACCCUGCAGGAGUUCUGAAACAUUGACUUGUUUCCACAAAUGCAGCUUUGACCCUUGGAGUUCCUACAUCACUGCAGCUUAGUUGUAAGUUCUUUAGUUUCUAAGGAAAUGUACUGCAGUGUUUUCUUGCUCUUGUGAUGUCUAUAAGUGUUAAUACUGUAAAUUUUGGAGAGAAUUUAAACUAUUAAGGAAGACUAUAUUCAAGCUACAAGUUGCAGUUAAAAACUGAUGAUGUCACAGGCAGGUUGGAUUUCUUUAAGAUAAAUUUAGUUCACAAGAUUUCAUUGCAUGGGUUAUUGGUGUGUUUUGAGGACUGGUGCGAGUGGAAUAGUUAUCUUAACAAAGAUGUGGAACAAAUGAUUUGCAUCUGAUGUGAAAUCGUUCUCAGGAAAGCAACUAGCUGAUGCAGCUAAAUACAGUAAGCAGGGUCUAUAUUGUUCGAAAGCACAAUCUUAGUCCUCAGAACUGUGGUAGUGAACCCUUGCUACAAGCAGUGAAACUGUUACUACAAGUUAAACCAGUUUUUGUUUUACCUUAAGGAGAUGGAAAAAGUAGGGAGAAGAUUUUUUUGUAGAUAAAUUAUUUCUAACAAAGGGAGAAACUGAACUUUUCCCAUUUUAGGGAUAUUUUUGUCUCAUGUUUGUCAAAUAUUUGAUUCCAAGUUUAAGGUUGCAUUGAAAAUCAACAUUAAAAUAAAGUUUUGUUUAUGGUGAAAGUUCAGGCAUUUUGCUCCAUAUGGGAUGAAUUUUAAUCAUCUGCUCCCAUUAUGUUCAGCACGAAACAAAUGCCUAUAAACUCUCCCACCCUUUUCUAAACUCCCAGUGCAAUGGACAUGGAUUUUAUUCAAGGGGAUCAUUACAAAUGAGCUCUUCUACUACAUUGUGUUUUGGGAUAAGUUUAGAUCUGUUGACCUCGAGUAUUAUAAUUUCUAUCCCAUCUGGCUGAAUGAUUAUGUAUAAUCACAAAAGUUGAAUGGGUCAUCAUCUAUUGCACAGAAUGAAAUAAUCAAAUGAUGGUUUUUAAAAUGUUGACAGAUGUAUGCUCCAAUCUAAUUAUGCUAGUACAUUAUUCACUCCAAUUUCCUAUAAUUCAAUAUAAAAUAGAUUGGUACUGUGUAAGAUCAGAUACUGAGAAAAUGCUGAAGUAUAUUGAGAGGUUAUAGAUUUUCAUCCCUGGAUAAGGAAUGAGAGUUAGUCGUAUCACUCUUUUGCCAGUUAAUACUGCAGUACAUAGUUUCAUUAAUUUAAGGAGGAUGAGAGGAAGCAUUUAUUGUUGAGCAUCAUGCAGUAUUAAUGCAAGUUUUGUCAGAUACAGGAAAAUAACUGAUGAAAAAGGUUGGAGGAGCCAAUCACUUGUACUAUGAUUAAAAUUAAUGUAAAAUCCUGCUGAAAAUAUAUACUGGCACUGCAACAUUAGCAAAUUGUGAUUUCAGAAUUAUUUAAUGAUUUUUAAUGUUAUAUACAGGUGAAUCCUUUGGUGAAGCAAAUCAGCAUUUUUGAACGGUACUGUAUAUAUUUGAUGUUGAACUGCGAUUCCUUUCACAGUCAGGUUUGACAUUUUGAAAACGUACAAUCUAGAUCUAUAUGUAAUGAGCCUCAGUGAGGAUUGGAAAGGGUCUUGAUUAGUUAUAAAAUAGACAACUUCAGAUGAACUAUGAAUUUACAAAUAAUAUUAUGCUUUGAAGGGUAAUGUACUUUUUCUGAGGAUUUUUCAAUGUUAUUUUGUAUAUAUCCAACGAAAUUUUCAAUUUCCCGUAUAAAGACUUCUGUGAAGGUUGAUGAUCACAUGAUUUUAAACCUGAGAACUGUACGGUUUCUCUGCGGUGAGAAUGAUUGUUAAUAAUGUUAAGAGGUGAAGUUCAAAAAAAAAUCCUGUGAAGAUUAAACAUUACUUAUUGGCAUGAGAAAAUAGGAUUUAUAGUCAACAGCCUUUCAUGAUUUAAAUUGGUGAUCAUAAGUUUGUGGAAGGUAAUUUAAUUUUUUUUUAAAUGACUGCUAACAUAAUUGUGAAUCGUGUAACAAUUUCUGGUCGCUGCAUCUUAAUUAUGUAUCAGGCAAUUGCAUUCUCUGAAAUAAUGCAGUGUGAGAAGUUACAUUUAAUCAUGUAACUCCAUUAUCAGACAUGGUUGAUAGAGUUUUGCAAUCUUAAAUGUGUAUUUUCUUUAAGAAAAAUACCUCAGUUGGCAUGCUGUCCUGUGUUCUUGGUUGUCUUUGAAAGGAUCCAUGAAAUUGUGCAGAAGGGCUGCUUAUUUUUUUAACUACCUGUUUACUGCUGUAUUUUGUAUUGAUCUUGAACAAAAUUUGACUUAUUACUUUGUUAAUGCUUCAUAUUGGAUUAUAUAUGGAAAUCUGUUGCAAUAACUGACAUUUUUUUCCCUCAGUUUAACUUGUACAUAAAGGGAAUACUGCUUAAACUUGUACUGGAUUUUGUGUUUAACAGUGAAAUUAUUUGGUUUGUCUCAGUCCAGAAUAAAUGGAUCGAAAAGUG